GUCGUAUUUAUUUAUUCCUGGUUCACCGACAGUCUGGCUUGGCGCCAGCUGCCUAAGAGGACAUUUCGUUUAUGCUCACCUGCAUUGACCUGGUGGUUGUUUGCUGGUCCACUAUCGUUGCCAUAGAAUCAGUCUAAUGGCGCCCACCGCGAUGGGAGAAAGUUCUUCUCGUUUAAACAAGUCCGGCAGGGUAAGGCUGAAACAGUGGGCCCCGAAAGUCAAAUCGGGUUGUAUAACAUGCAGGAUACGACGCAUCAAGUGUGACGAGACGAAACCGAGCUGCACGAGAUGCACAUCGACCGGAAGAAACUGCGAUGGCUACGGCGAUCUUGCUCUCAAGCAGAUGAUCAAGCCACCAAACCUGGUGCAGAUGCCCUCGGUCUGGGAACAGGUCUCCGGCAACACGAUCGAGAUCGAGAACUUUGCUUUCUUCCGCUCCGUCACCACCCCGGACCUAGCGGGCUUCUUCGAUAUUGGCUUCUGGACCGGCAAACUGCUCCAGCUGGCGCACCAGUAUCCAGCCCUCUGGCAUGCCAUGACCGCGCUGGCAUGUGUACACCACGACUUUGUGACUGAUCGAACCCCGAGCACCGUCGCACGGGUCGGCGACACUCCGAACAUGGGUUUCGCCUUGGUGCAAUUCAACAAAUCCAUCCAAUCACUCCGAGAGCUGCUUUCGAGGCCCAGUGUGACGCGUCUGGACAAAGUAGUGGCGCUCAGCACCUGUCUCUUGUUCACCUGCAUGGCGAGUCUACAGGGCCGUCAAUGGCAGGCCUUUGUGCAUAUCAACUCGGGUCUCAAGAUGUUCCAUCACUGGGACUUGGGAGUCAGGAAUAGCAAAAGACUAGACCAUGAUCGGGAGAUCGAUCUGUUACUGGUGGCCUUUACGCAACUCGAUACCCAAGCCCGCCCAUACCUCCCCAACCAAAGGAACAAUUUCCAGUGGACAGACAGCCAAAUCGUCCUGUCAUCCGCCAAGGAGCCAUUCCGCUCCCUGCUGGACGCAUAUCUCUCCCUAGAAGUUCACUUCAACAGUCUGAUGCGGCUCAUGAUGAGCAAGGAAUUCGCCAACCCCGCUCGCGUUGCUGAGAACCUCGUCAAGAAGCAGAAAUGCGCCGACGACUUCGAACAGUGGGACGUCAGGCUGAGCGGCUUUGUAUCCAGCGCGGCUCCUUCCGAGACAGAUGACGGGGCCCUCGACCUGCUCUACAUCCGUCGCAUCUUCGCACACGUGUUCCUGUCCCUCGAUUUCACCAAAGGCGAGCUGUGCCAUGACGACUUCUUCGAAGAUUACAAGCGCAUGCUCAAUCUGGCCACGAAGCUGUUAGAUGACCUGAACUCGACCCCUCAAGCGAGCAAAAACACCUCACAUCCCAACUUCUGUCUGUCAACCACCGUGGCCGAGCCAUUGUUUCUCAUUGCGACUCGCUGCAGGGAACCCACAGUCCGUCGCAAUGCACUACGCUUACUUCAGCGAUACCCGCGCCGCGAGGGGAUCUGCGAGGGGAUGGUCGCCGCGAAGAUCGCCGAGACGAUGAUUGACAUCGAGGAGAAGGGGUGUCAUGGAGGACAAGCGGACUCGUGUACAACAGGACAGUGGGUGUGUGGGGUUCACCGCGUGGCGAUCGUGAACUUUAUCCUAGUAGCGGAAAAGCAGAUCAAGAUUCAGAUCCAGACCGUCGAGGAUUUGAUGCUGGGGAGGGCCGAGAGGGUCCUGGUUACUAGUUACUGGUAA
This is a messenger RNA of Aspergillus brunneoviolaceus CBS 621.78, 1735 nucleotides long. Its product is annotated as Zn(II)2Cys6 transcription factor. The coding region runs from base 137 to 1735 and encodes 532 amino acids. Gene Ontology annotation, molecular function: zinc ion binding; DNA-binding transcription factor activity, RNA polymerase II-specific. The transcript is spliced from 3 exons. The record is from RefSeq and is a predicted model, not a curated record. Lineage: Eukaryota; Fungi; Ascomycota; Eurotiomycetes; Eurotiales; Aspergillaceae. Gene Ontology annotation, biological process: regulation of DNA-templated transcription.